AACUCAAUUUGGACAAUGAAGAAAAUAAAGAAAAUAUAGAAGAAGUAAGAUAUCAGGUCAGAUCAGUGCGGUGUGCAGCUCAUACACUGCAAUUAGCAGUAUCGAACACACUAAGAGAUAGUACAAUUUCGGCAAUUAUAUCCGAAGCGAGAAACGUCUGCAAAAAAUUACAGUUGCCGGUUGUUAAAAGCUUACUGAAAGCAAUGAAGAAAAAAAAACCGAUUCUGGAUUGUCCAACGCGGUGGCACUCAACGCUAGAUAUGCUCAAGCGUCUUUUAAGUCUGGACGUGUUUAUGGAACGGAAAAGUCGUGCGCAAAAAAUGGAAUGGUCAAAUGAAAGAGCUCUACAAUUAAUAGAUGAAUAUGAGAAGUUACCAGUGUUGUGGGAUGCUAAACAUUCAUUCUAUUUCAAUCGCAAUAAAAAAUUAGAUGCUUGGGAAAUAAUUGCGAAUAAUAUAAAAAUAGACGAGAAUAACGAANAACAAGAAAAUGACGCGUUUCUANCAAAUUUAAAUUCUCAANAAGAUCUAUCNAAUUUAGGCGAUCAAGAAAUAGAUGAUGACCCCUCAAAUGAUUCAACAAUAGAAAAAAUCCCGUUCACUACUCCAGAACCAAAACUAAAGGAAAGAAAACUAAAUGAUAAGAAGGAUGACGCAAAAUUAGAAGAAGCAUUCAAAAUUCUUAAAGAAUCGGCUACAAGGAAAGAAAUACCACCUGAUGACUCUGAUAUGGGAAAAUACGAUAACUCUAAUCCUACUUCUUUUAAUUAUGAAAAUAUUUCAGUUUCAAAUUAUUGUUCUACAUAUUCUUAUGAUAAUCAACAUCCAGUUAUAACAUCCAGUCUACUACCGUCUCCAACAUUUUCUGCAACUAUGUUUCUGGAUGCAAGGUUCAAUAUAAUAUUAAACAAAGAACAGAAUGCACAAGCCAAAAAUCAUUUAACACGUACGUGGCAGUACAAAGAAAAAAUGAUAGAAGAACAUGAAAAAGGAUUAUUGCAUAACAGACGUGCAUCAACUUCCUCCAAUAUAAAUGAGGAUGAAACUGAAAUAGAUGACGUUGAAAAGAUGUUGAGGGAAUUAGAGAAGAAAAGACGCUGUCAAGACAAUUCCAUGCCUUCAAUAAAUAUUUUGAAUAUGUUACAAAUUUCAGAAGAGGAAUGUUAUCACUGUAUGGCCACUUUAGUAGCAGCCAAAGAAAAAAUGUUUAUUACUCAAACCAAACUCCUCUAUGAAGUUACGUGGAAAACAGUAGAACAAAUUACUAAGAAACAUGUUAAAUCAGCUGCUGUUCAUUUAACGAGGCAUUGUUCCGGCUCGAGAGCAGAAAGAAUCUACAUGGACUGGAUCUGGUGGAUUCUGCAACUUCUUCCAUUUCAACAUCUAGUCAGGAUUAUGGACUGUUUUCUUCACGAAGGCAUUAAGGUCUUCUAUCGGGUUACUAUGGCUAUAGUAUUAUUAUUCUAUAAGCACUCUUCGCCACAAAAUUCGGAAUGGAUGAAUGAGAUUUCGAAAAAUGGCAUAGAUGCUGCUUUAUCAAAAUUUUGUAGACAAAUACCUGUAACACCCGCCAAGUUUUUACGAACGGCCUUCGGUAUUCGUGGACUUAGUUCAGCAUACAUAUCACGAGUAUUUCUGCGCACGGAAAUGGCUCUCAAAAGCAAAAAUGUUUUGACAGGAUCUCGAUCUUUGGCCAGAUCACGUUCGACAGACAACUUACCUACAAGUCAAUCUCAAGUUAACAUCCAAAUGAUGUCACACACACUCACAAUACGAGAAAAAGAAUGUGAAGACACGUACAAAGACAGGUUGUUUACUUUAUGGUCGUGGCUGCCAAUGAGAAUCACGAUGUACCAGCCUAUUUUAUUAUAUACGACUGAAGAACAUGGAUGCUCUUUAACUACAUUCUACGUGCGUGUUGAACAACAUGAGCCGACUCUUUUAAUGAUAAAAACAUGUAACAAUGAGGUAUUUGGGGCUUACUGUUCUACGAGAUGGUGUGAACGUAAUUUAAAGGAUGACAAAGGACAAAGACAAGCAUAUUUUGGUACUGGUGAAACAUUUUUGUUCAGUUUAUAUCCAGAACGAGCCAAAUAUCCUUGGGUAGGCAUGGAUUCAUCACACAACGACUCCAAAGUACAUCAUUCAGCUGAAUUAUUUAUGGCUGCGGAUUCAAAAAUGAUUACCAUCGGUGGCGGAGAUGGGCAGGCAAUCUGGAUGGAUGAGAAUAUAAGAUUUGGCAAAACGGAUCGGUGUUCAACAUUUAAUAAUCCACCUCUCUGCGCCAGCGGUGAUUUUGAAAUCAGAGUAUUAGAGGUGUAUGGUUUUGCGGGUGCUUGAAAAAAAUAUGCAAUGGUGUAUUAUUUUGUUUAUUUUCUACUGCCAUUCAGCGACUCUCUUUCUACAUAUAUGUAAAACUCUAAACACAACAUACUAUAUAUUAAGUAUCUUUCUUGUUAGAAAAUCUACUUACAAAAAAUGAGAAAUUAUGACGUAAAUGAGAAAUUGGUCUAAUGCAUAGAGAUAAAAUAUAUUCUAUUAUAUUUGGUUGUACAUAAAUAUAUCGUUUUUUUUUGUUUUUUCGACUUAUACAUAAUUAGUUUAAGUAUAUAUAAAUACAAUUUAAUACAUAUAAACACUAUAAAUUUAUGUUAUACGGAUAAUUUUCAAGCAACUAAGUCAUAGUUUUGUCUUAAAUUGAACAAAUGUCAUUCUGUGCAUUGCACAUAUUUUUAGUAAAAGUAAAGAUUUUGUAGAAAAAACUUUUUGUGUUAACAUGUAGUUUUCGCUAUUAGUGGCAGUAAUUCAUCAACAUCGAAUAAUGAUUGAUUAAUAUAUCUAUUAAAUAUAUACAAAUAUGUUUGAGGCAAUUAUUUAUCAACGAAAUAGUUGUCAAGUAUUGUCGUUAGUGAUAUUAAUUGCUUAUAGAUUCAUAAAGCAAAUGUGUGUCUUGCGAGUCUAUAAGCUUUAUGUCUAUAAUUAUAAUAACUGUUGUCGAAAAUAUUAUAAUUACAAAGUAUUGCAGGCAAUAAAAUAAGUUUAGGUGCCUAUUAAUCCUUAAGCGCACAAUUAUAAGAGUGUGUUUAUAUCACAAAAGUAUUAUGCACACAUACUCCUUAAGUAAGUACAUACCCUAACGAAGUGUAUCCGCGAUUGUUUAGCAGUAGUAUAUAGGACUUACAAAUAUAUAAUAUAUUAAGAUGACAAGAAGAGAGACGAGACUUUGGCACAUUACCUUUGCCACUUAAGAUUAUUUUAAUUUUAUCAUUUUUAUUUAUUUGAUAUAGGAAAUGACUUGUAAAUUAAACUUAAUUUUAAGUAAAGUAUAUAAAUAAGAUGUGUGUGCAGGCUUAGUUUAUGCCUGCACAAACAGACACAAAAGUAAACGCAUUAUCAAUCUUUCAUGUUUCGGAUUUUACCUGCACUUUUGAGUUUAUUCGAAAAAUAUAUAGAGUAAGACUGCGUUUGAAAUAACUACUAGUGUGCACACGAGCGUGAUUUUAUUUGUUUCAUAUAAUGACUGAUAAAAAUAAAAUGUACACAAGUGGAUGUUCCGAACGCCACUUAAAUUCAGAGUAAGUA
Molecule: messenger RNA, 3581 nt
Organism: Pseudomyrmex gracilis
Lineage: Eukaryota; Metazoa; Arthropoda; Insecta; Hymenoptera; Formicidae
Exons: 13
Source: RefSeq, a predicted model, not a curated record